UCGCUCAGCGUUGGCCGCCGCGCGCGUGACGUUUCCACGGUGAGCGGCGUGGCCCGGUUUCCGCGGCGAGGCUCUCGAGGUCCGUUCUGUCGUGCCGCGUUCGCCGUGCAGUGAACAUACGCUCGUCUGGGCCAAGAUGGUCGCGGUGAAGGGACGCAAGAGCUCGAAUAAGAAUCCGCCGAUAUUCAGCCAUGAGUUUGUCAUACAAAAUCAUGCGGACAUCGUCUCCUGCGUGGCUAUGGUCUUCGUGAUCGGCUUGAUGGUGCAGGUUACUUCACCAUGGGCAUACAUGUUUAUUGCUAUUCAUCAUAAUGUGACUAAUACUACUGAAGAUCCAACAGCAAUGAUAAAGUAUGCUACAGGAUGGAAAGAUGCCUGCGCAGUAUUCUUUUACUUCUUGAUAACUAUUAUAAUGCAUGCUGUGCUUCAGGAAUAUAUAUUUGAUAAAAUUUCCAAACGCCUUCACCUCAGCAAAGUCAAGCUUUCUAAGUUCAACGAGUCCAGCCAAUUGAUAGUAUUUUAUACAUUAUCUGCAUUAUGGGCUAUUGAUAUUAUCAUUAGGGAAAAUAUGCUUUUAAACAUAUGGGCAUUAUGGGAAGAAUAUCCGGCACCAAUGUCCUUCUCCUUGAAAUUAUUCUUUAUCGGACAACUUGCUUAUUGGUUACAUUGUUACCCCGAGCUAUACUUCCAACGAAUCAAGAAAGAGGACAUCCCGCAACGCAUUCUCCAUGCAACCAUUGGAUUAUUCUUCACAUCUGCAGCUUAUUUCUUUAACUUCCAACAAUUAGCAAUAAUCUUGUUAACUCUCCAUUAUGUGGGAGAUGCAUUGUUACAUGGAGCCAGAUUAGUUCAUUUUAUUAGUCAAAAAGAAAAAAGAACAAAAUUAUCAUUCCUCGUCGCUAAUUCGACAUAUGUAUUCGCAAGGCUCGCAACCAUCGUGCUUACGCUUGUGGUGUUUCUGUAUGGUUUGAGAAAAUUAGAAUUCAAUUUCGACUAUGAUACCGGCAACUUCAAUGUUCCAGCCGUGCAAUUUUCGGCAGUAUCUGUUAUUUCGCUCUUCCAAGCUUAUCUCUUGUACUACUUCAUCGCGAAGCAAAUUAAGCGUGCGCGCGAGAACGCCGCGCCCGUUGUCGUUAAAACCAAGCCGAAACAAAAGUUGAGAAAGCGAGAAGGUAAGAAAUCCGCCUUAUCGGAAGAUGACGAUCUCCCGGAAGUAGAUCAGGCGACGAAGAAAAAUCUAAGAAAUCGUCCCUCGGCAAAAAAAUAGACGAAUUAACAAAUAAGAAUCACCGCGAUAAGGCUGAUCAAAUAAAUAUUCAAUUUUACAAUUUAUAUGUCCUAAGUCAGAAUGUUCAACUAGGAUGUGACACAAAAAUGCACAAAAAUGCAUCGUUUCUUGUAAUACAAAAGUGUGAAACUUC
This is a messenger RNA of Camponotus floridanus (Florida carpenter ant), 1421 nucleotides long. It is a transcript of the gene TRAM, whose product is annotated as translocating chain-associated membrane protein 1. The transcript has 7 exons. NCBI's taxonomy places the organism in Eukaryota, Metazoa, Arthropoda, Insecta, Hymenoptera, Formicidae. The coding region runs from base 137 to 1267 and encodes 376 amino acids. Gene Ontology annotation, biological process: SRP-dependent cotranslational protein targeting to membrane, translocation; protein insertion into ER membrane. Gene Ontology annotation, cellular component: endoplasmic reticulum membrane. The record is from RefSeq and is a predicted model, not a curated record.